Molecule: messenger RNA, 905 nt
Organism: Gilbertella persicaria
Lineage: Eukaryota; Fungi; Mucoromycota; Mucoromycetes; Mucorales; Choanephoraceae
Exons: 2
Source: RefSeq, a predicted model, not a curated record
GACCUUCGAACAUAGAACAUUAAACAUAAAUUGCUGUGAUCUUCUUAGUUUUAUUCGAUAAAUAUGUUAAAUUCCGAAACAUCAUUGUUAUAUUCAAAUGGCAGUACCAAACAGUGAUAUUUUAGCAGCCUUACAACAGCAAAUGGCUGCACAACAAGCAAUGAUUGAGCAAAUCAUGCAAAAUCAAGAACUCCAGAAUCAACAACAGUAAUAACAAAGCCAACAGGAACAAGACAUAGAAGCAGAAGACCCACUUUUCAACACCCAACAACAAGUACAUUCUUUUGAGACACAACCCCAUCAUGAUUGGAAUCCUUCUCGAGAAUUAUCGCAACUAUUGGUCCAGGAAUGUCUGACAACCAACGUAAACAAUUGAUUGAAAGAUAUCCUGCCAUCCAAGGAGUCAAUUAUCAACCACCCGCCACCAUGCCUGAAGCAUAUGCCAGAAUGAGUUAUGAUCAAAAAAGGGAAGACAAAAUGCUCAAGCAUCAUCAAUAUGUUACUUCAGCAAUAUUCAGACCUUUGGAUACCUUGGCACAUGAGAUCAGCUCUGAAAUUGACAAUCCAAACGUUCACAGAUACUUGCAAAUCAUCAAUGAUAUUAGACAUUUAGUUUUGCAUGCUAAUUACGAUUUGACAGACUCUAGAAAAAACAUUGCACUCAAGGCAAUCAAUCCAAACUUUAGAUUAUCUGCUGCAAACAAUACAGACUAUAUUAUGGCACAAGACGAGUUUCAUAACUUGAUAAACAAUCAAUUCAGUACAGCAAAGGCCUUGCAAGCAGCUCAAAAGUUCAACAAGAAGUCUUUUUCUGGCAACCGUGUCGAAACACAGUCGUUGGUUCGGCGUUCCCAACUUCAGCCCAGCCAAACGGCCUCUGUUCAACACAAGCCCAAUUACAGCAA